Messenger RNA from Ooceraea biroi (clonal raider ant), 2988 nucleotides. Its product is annotated as ceramide glucosyltransferase. Gene Ontology annotation, cellular component: membrane. The record is from RefSeq and is a predicted model, not a curated record. Gene Ontology annotation, biological process: glucosylceramide biosynthetic process. Lineage: Eukaryota; Metazoa; Arthropoda; Insecta; Hymenoptera; Formicidae. Gene Ontology annotation, molecular function: ceramide glucosyltransferase activity.
AGCGGAACCGAACAUACCCGAACAGCCGAAGUUACACGAAGUGCCAGUGCUCCUCCUUACCGCUAAUCUCGGCUUCCCCUCGUAAAAGGCUCCGUCCAUAUAUCCUAUGUCAAUGAUAUCCUUAUACUGUGUCGUAACUCUGCCUUAUCGAGUAAGGCAGUGUAGCUUUACUACAGCUACUCGGGAAAAAAUUUGCAUAGAUGGCGGUCCCCGUCUCGAAACUUUUGAUACAUUUGACUGAUUUGACCGUUGCCGCUGUUGCAAGCAAUCGAAUGCGUUUGUUCGCCGCACGAAGCGUCCAGCUUCUUGCGCCAAUCACGAAUUCGUAUUCGAGUCACAGGUCAAUUAUCGUCGUGGCAUGUGUCCUUCUCGUUACUUUACUCUCGUUACCGGGUCUACGAGUGACGCGCGACGCGGUUCGCGCAUUGAUCAUGGCAGUACGGAGGGACGCACGCCGGAUUAAGUGAGUCAUCCAUAUGACGGAAAUAAACGCUGCGAAUCCUCCGACAGAGGAGAGAGAGCGAGCGGGCGAGUGCCGACAAUACGCGUGACUGCGCGCGUCACGUCGGGCGGUGCGAGAUCGAAACCUCUUCGUUCGGGAGUUCCUUGCGCGACUCCGCUCGAGGGUUCCCUCCACGUUUCUCGUCGCUUCCAUCGAAGAACGGAACGAUAACUCGAGGCUCGAGCGGCCCGACGGUCCGGAGUCCGGAAAGCACGAUAAGUGCGCGCGAGUUCCCGGAGUGCGAGCGGGGUGGACGGUAGGAGAGUGUCAAUGCUACGAAGUGCGGCGUGGACGAGGAAGGAUACACGGAGACGCGGUGAAGUUGCCGGGGAUCGCGGGAUCGAGUGGCUCGGUGCGUGCGACGUCGACGAUGCGCUCGAGCGCGGGUGUCCCGCAUGCCCGAGGACGGAAAAUGGGAUCCCGCUGCGGCGAGGAGCGCGGUUACCCUCGCACUACGGGCGAGUCGUGCAGUUGACGCGCGUCGGGGAACUUAUCUCCGUUGGCAAGACGGACGGCGAUAAGGGGGAGCAGGCGCGCAACGCCGACGGACGGCUCGGCUGAACACGUGGAUGCGUCGCACGGGGCGAGCACGUCGCCGCCGUCGCCGCGAGAAAAGCCGUAGCAAUGGCCGGUCAGUAGGGCGCAUCGCUCGACGUGAGCUCCGCCGCGUCGAGCAUGCCGCGAGCGGGACCCCCGUGAUGCGUCCGCGCGGGGGCGCGUGGCCGAGGAACAGUAGCGGCGAGGAAGCGAAGAGGGUGCCGGCGGCCUGAGCGGAAAAGCUCUCGCCCUGGAAAAUGAACUCCAUGCUAUACACCGUGUACGGGUUCGCGAUAUUCUUCACGAUAUUCUGGUCGGGCAUGUGGGUGGUGCACGUGCUGGCGUUGAUCGCCGGCCGCUGCAAGCUGCACCGGAAGACGAGCCAAGCGCCGAGCUACGAAGUGCCCCUGCCGGGGGUCUCGGUGAUCAAGCCGCUGAUGGGGGUGGACCCGAACCUGUUCGGCAACCUCGAGACCUUCUUCACGAUGGAGUACCCGCGGUACGAGCUGCUGUUCUGCGUGGAGGACGACUCGGACCCCGUGCUGAUGCUGGUGCGCAAGCUGAUCGAGAAGUACCCCGAGGUCGAGGCGCGACUGUUCGUCGGCGGCUGCAACGUCGGGGUGAACCCGAAGAUCAACAACAUGCAGCCGGCGUACGAGGCCGCCAAGUACGAGCUCGUGCUGAUCAGCGACAGCGGCAUUCGCAUGAAGGAGGACACCCUGCUGGACAUGGUGAGUCACAUGACGGACAGGGUGGCGUUGGUGCACCAGAUGCCGUUCACCUGCGACCGCGAGGGCUUCGCCGCCGCGUACGAGAAGAUAUUCUUCGGCACGGUGCAGUCCCGCAUGUACCUCGCCGCGGACUUGCUCAGGAUAAACUGCCACACCGGCAUGUCGGCUCUGCUGCGGAAGUGCACUCUCGACGAGGUCGGCGGCCUGAAGGCCUUCGGCAUCUACCUCGCGGAGGACUUCUUCUACGCCAAGUCGCUGACCGACCGCGGCUGGCGCAUCACCGUCUCCUCGCAGCCGGCGCUCCAGAACAGCGGCAACUGCGAGGUGAACACCUUCCAGGCGAGGCUGCGCCGGUGGGCGAAGCUGCGGGUCGCGAUGCUGCCCACCACCAUCGUGCUCGAGCCGCUGAGCGAGUGCCUCGUGCUGGGCGGGUGCGCUUCCUGGGCAGCCAGCGUGCUCUUCGAGUGGGACUCCCUAGUUUUUUACCUGGUGCACGUACUCCUGUGGUUCAUGUUCGAUUGGAUGCUGCUGUGCGUCGUGCAGAACGGCCCGUUGCCGUUCAACAAACUCGAGUUCAUGUGCGGCUGGCUGCUCAGCGAGACCACGAGGCCGUACCUUUUCCUCCAGGCGGUCCUGGAUCCCCUCAUACAGUGGCGAUCGCGCGUUUACAAGCUCAAGUGGGGCGGCGUCGCCGAAGAGGUCAAGGCGAAAGUCAAAUAUUAAAAAUUCAUAUGCAUGAGUGCGUGCGUGCGUGCGUGCGUGCCAUCGAGCAACAAGCAAGCCGAAGUCGCGAUGCUCCUUUUCGCGACCGCGAAGCGCGCGUGCACGAGGCAUUCUGAUCAUCGUGACUGCGAGUCGUUUUUCGCGGAAGUCGGUAGCGGAUGCUCAACCGAUUACGGUCUCGAUUUUAGCGAAUUCGGAGUUACGAAGGCGUAGACAAUUUAUCUCGAGAUUAUUUGUGUCUCUUACGCUUUCCCUGAACGAUAUUGGACUUUUACACACACACACGUGCAAAUAAUUUAAGCGUGAACUGAAAUUUAUUUUUGACCCAUUUAAAUUCCAGUUUAAAUUGGGACUAGUUUUGGGUACGGUGUAUAAUUGAGUGUAAGGUUUUAAUUUAUAAUUAUCAAAUUAUAUUGGUAGUUUGAGCAUCGCGCGAAAUGCAAUGAAUGCUCCGUCUGAUAAUUCGCUUUUGUUCCCGGAAAAGAACUUGCGGCA